AUGUUACGAAGGAAUUGCUUGGCUCCAAAGUCUACGGAAGCUUGGCAAAAGACUUCCUUAUUUAGCUCUACAUGCACGGUUAAAGGCAAAAUAUGUCGCUUCGUCAUCGAUUCGGGUUGCUCCGCCAAUGUAGUGUCAGAGGAAGCUGUUAAGAAACUUGAUCUCACAACCGAAACACAUCCUCACCCUUAUCGCUUAUUGUGGAUGCAAACCGGCGCAGAAGUGCUGGUAUCUAAACGAACUCUUCUAUCACUUUCAAUUGGAUCCUUCUAUAAAGACACCUUGUACUGCGAUAUUGCGCCUAUGGACGUGUCUCAUAUCAUCUUGGGCCGACCUUGGCAAUAUGAUCAUGAGGUGAUGUACAACGGGAAACAGAACACGCAUUCAUUCAUGUUCGAAGGCCGUAAGAUCACCUUACUACCUUCGCCAGAACCGGACAUCGCUAUCCCUAAAAGCAUACAUCAAAAUUCAUCGAAACAAGGUCUCCUUAUCAUCUCCAAGUCGCAGUUUGAAGAAGAAAUUCGAGAACACUGUCUGAUUUUUGCCUUGGUAGCGACAUAUGCUACUUCUGACCGGGCAAUGGAGGUUCCUACGGAGUUCUCUGCACUCAUCACCGAGUUUCAGGAUCUAUUUCCUGACGAGCUCCCGGCAGGUUUGCCACCGCUUCGGGACAUACAACAUCACAUCGAUAUCGUUCCUAAUGCUUCUUUACCUAACCGAGCUCGUUAUCGAAUGAGUCCCGAAGAGCAUGAAGAAUUAAGGCGACAAGUAGAGGGACUCUUACUCAAGGGUUAUAUACAAGAGAGCCUCAGCCCCUGCGCGGUACCGGCACUCCUUAUCCCAAAAAAGGAUAAAACUUGGCGUAUGUGUGUGGAUAGUCGUGCAAUAAACCAGAUCACAACGCGAUACCGAUUUCCAAUCCCACGACUCGAUGACCUCCUGGAUCAAAUUGGCAAGGCAUCUAUUUUUACGAAGCUGGAACUUAAAAGUGGCUAUCAUCAAAUUCGUAUACGACCAGGUGAUGAAUGA
Brassica napus (rape) is the source of this 1029-nucleotide messenger RNA. RefSeq lists its product as uncharacterized. NCBI's taxonomy places the organism in Eukaryota, Viridiplantae, Streptophyta, Magnoliopsida, Brassicales, Brassicaceae. Bases 1 to 1029 code for a protein of 342 amino acids. The record is from RefSeq and is a predicted model, not a curated record. The transcript has a single exon.